This is a messenger RNA of Musa acuminata AAA Group (dessert banana), 3054 nucleotides long. RefSeq lists its product as uncharacterized. The transcript has a single exon. Bases 1 to 3054 code for a protein of 1017 amino acids. The record is from RefSeq and is a predicted model, not a curated record. NCBI's taxonomy places the organism in Eukaryota, Viridiplantae, Streptophyta, Magnoliopsida, Zingiberales, Musaceae. Gene Ontology annotation, biological process: DNA integration. Gene Ontology annotation, molecular function: nucleic acid binding; RNA-DNA hybrid ribonuclease activity.
AUGAAGGGAGUCGAUCCCAAGGUCGCGGAGCAUCAUCUCAAUAUCCCACAUGACGCCCGUCCGGUAAAGCAAAAGCCCCGGCGCCACGCACCUGACCGGCAACGUGUCAUACAAGAAGAGGUGGACCGACUCUUGGCGGCAAGCUUCAUAGAAGAGGCCAAGUAUCCUCAGUGGUUGUCCAAUGUAGUUCUCGUGAAAAAACACAAUGGAAGCUGGAGGAUAUGCGUUGACUACACCAGUCUCAAUGAUGCGUGUCCUAAAGACUGCUACCCCCUCCCGAAGAUCGACCAGCUGGUCGACGCGACAGCAGGGCACGCGCGCCUCUCUUUCAUGGACGCCUAUUCAGGAUACAACCAGAUCAGGAUGGCACCCGAAGACAGGGAACACACAGCUUUCCUCACCGAUCAAGGGAUAUACUUCUACAAGGUCAUGUCGUUCGGGUUGAAAAACGCCGGAGCCACAUACCAGAGGACGGUAAACAAAAUGUUUGCCCCCCAAAUCGGGAGGAACAUGGAAGUCUAUGUGGACGACAUGAUUGUGAAAAGCAGAGAAGCCGGAACACACCUUGCCGACCUAGCCGAGACCUUCGCCACGCUACGCAAAUUUGGCAUGCGGCUCAACCCCACAAAGUGCGCUUUCGGCGUCACCUUCGGGAAGUUCCUAGGGUUCAUUGUACACCAGAGAGGAAUCGAUGCCAACCCAGAGAAAGUACAGGCAAUAAUCGAUAUGCAGUCCCCCCGGACAGUUAAAGACCUGCAGCGACUCAACGGUAGACUUGUCGCCCUGUCUCGCUUCCUCGCCCGAUCGGGCGAUCGUUGCCUCCCUUUCUUCAAGGCGCUCAAAGACCCGAAGAACUUCCAAUGGACAUCGGAAUGCGAGGAGGUUUUCAAACAGAUGAAGCGGCACUUGACCAGCCUCCCUCGACUCGCUUCCGUCAUUCCCGGCGAGAAGCUGGGACUCUAUCUGGCGGCCUCCCCGCACGCAGUUAGCUCUGUCCUCGUCAAGGAAAGCUCCGGCACACAACUCCCGAUCUACUACGUCAGCCACGUCCUGAAAGGACCUGAGGAGCGUUACACGCCGAUAGAAAAUCUCGCACUCGCCCUGGUGCUCUCGGCUCGGAAGUUGCGCCCCUACUUCCAGGCGGACUCGGUGGAAGUCGUCACCGACCAGCCUCUUCGGCAGAUCUUAACAAAGUUUGAUGUUGCAGGUCGGCUCCUCAGAUGGGCGGUGGAGCUCGGAGAACAUGAUAUCAGCUACGUGCCCAGAACCGCCAUCAAGGCUCAGGCGGUAGCCGACUUCAUCGUGGAAUUGACUCGGGUGGACAAAGACCUCGAGCGAACUCCUGAGGCUUGGACCCUACACGUGGACGGCUCGGCCAGCUCAAAGGGUGCCGGAGCUGGGCUGGUCCUUCUCGCUCCCGACGGACGCUCAUUCGAACGUUCCCUCCGCUUCGGGUUUAAAGCCACCAACAACGAGGCGGAGUACGAAGCGCUCCUAGCCGGAUUAAGGCUGGCCCUCGAGAUGCAGGUGGCCGCAAUACACGUCCUCACUGACUCGCAACUCGUGGCCGAACAACUCAGCGGUGGAUACGAAGCUCGUGACGCGACCAUGGCCAAAUAUCUGGCGCGGGUAAGGGAUCUAACCACGAAAUUCCCUUACUUCACAUUAUCUAAUGUUCCGAGGGAGGAAAACGGACGAGUCGACGCGCUCGCUAAGCUGGCGUCAAGGCGAACCCCCGAAGCAUGGCCGGAGAUAGAGGAGCUUCCCGCUCGCGCCAUUGAGGUAGCAACCACGGCCCCAGGCGGCGCGCCGACCACGUGGGUGCAAGAGCUGCUGAGCUUCAAGCGAGAUGGAACCCUCCCUCUCGACGAAGUCGCGGCUCGGCGUCUGCGCCGCACACACGCGUGGUACACCGAGGAAAGUGGCCGGCUUUACAGACGAUCCUUCACCUACCCCCUACUGAGGUGUUUGGAGCCUGACGAAGCCCAGACCGUCCUGGCUGAAACUCACGAGGGGAUCUGCGGCGAACACAUUGGCGGGCGGACCCUGGCGCACAAGAUACUACGCCAAGGCUACUACUGGCCAACCAUGUGUCGAGACGCAAAAGCUUACGUGCAGCGGUGCAGCUCGUGCCAGCAACACACCCGCGCGCCCCGACAGCCUGCGGUCUCCCUCAGUCCCAUCGACUGCGCAUGGUCGUUCGCCCACUGGGGACUGGACCUCCUCGGCCCCUUUCCACCGGCCUCUGGGCAGUGGAAGUAUAUAAUCGUGGGAGUAGACUACUUCACAAAGUGGGUCGAGGCUGAGCCACUGGCCACGACGACGGAACACCAGAUGGAGAAAUUCGUUUGGAAAAACCUUGUGACCCGGUUCGGGUUGCCCAGAGCCAUUGUCACCGACAACGGACCUCAGUUCGCCGGCACGAGGUUCCGGGAAUUCUGCGCCGGUCAUGGCAUUCAACUGAGGUUCAGUUCGGUGGCCCACCCUCAGACGAACGGGUUGGCCGAGGUAACCAACCGAUCCAUCCUGGAUGGCCUCAGAAGAAGAGUGUCCGCGGCCCGAUCGACCUGGACGGACGAGCUCCCCAGCGUGCUGUGGUCACUGCGCACCACCCCCAAGGCUGCGACCGGAGAAUCCCCCUAUAGCCUGACUUUCGGAACCGAGGUCGUCCUACCGCCCGAGAUGACUGUCGCUACGCUUCGGACGAGGAGCUAUGACCAGGAGGCCUCGAACCAGGGACUUCGCGCCAACCUCGACGUGCUCGAGGAGCGACGCGCCGAUGCACACCUGAAGGCCCUCUCUCACCAGAGAGCCGUCGCAAGGGUCUACAACAGAAAGGUGCGACCUAGGCCAAUCAGGUUAGGCGAUCUGGUCCUACAAAGGGCCGAAGUCAGCGACCCAACCCGAACGAGGGGGAAGCUGGCCCCCAAGUGGGAGGGACCUUACCGGGUUACCAGCGUGGUUCGACCAGGUACUUAUCGACUCACAACAAUGGACGGUUCCUCCCUGCCGAGGACAUGGAACGUCCAGAACCUUAGAAAGUUCUUCGUCUGA